Molecule: messenger RNA, 744 nt
Organism: Acanthosepion pharaonis
Lineage: Eukaryota; Metazoa; Mollusca; Cephalopoda; Sepiida; Sepiidae
Source: the annotation of a GenBank genome assembly
AUGCCCUCUUUCCGAGAGCGAGCGCGCGUACACUCCCUCUCUUCUACAGUCCUGACCUGUCAUUGUGUUUUUUUUUUUACUCCCUUCCCUUCUCUUUUCCUCCCCGAACCGGGCCCCCUCUUUUUCUCUGUCCGAUUUCAUUUUCUGUUUUUUAAACCCUCCCCUUUCUCGCUUUUCGCUUCUAUCUCCCAUGUCCACCAUUUCCCAUACCCCCCUCUUCCUUACUUGAAGACGCUUCCCUUACUUCCACCUCCUUCCUCUCACGUUUUUCUUCCUACUACAUUUUAUUUUUCAUUCUAUAUAAUUUUUUCUCCUUCCUUGAUUUCUCCUUCUGACCACCUCCACAAUAACCGCUCUUCUCCUCCCGCCACUUUUAAGUCUGUGUGCUACUUACAGCACCUCUACCACCACCACAUACCCCUCCCUAUUUCAUCCCUUGCGACCAAUUUCUUCUUUUUCACCAUCUAUCCUGCUUUCUUCUUUUCUUCGUCGUUCUCCUCCGCAUCAGUUAUUCACCUCCUUUGCUUUCUUCCUCUUUCUUCUUCUUCUUCUUCUUCUUCUUCUUCUUCUUCUUCUUCUUCUUCUUCUUCACUUACUUCUUAUUAUUCCUCAAGCUUUUCUUCUUCUACCUCAAUCUUUACUUCUUCUUCCUCUUCUCCUUCUUCUUUUCCUUCUCCUAAUUCUUCUUCUUUUUCUUCUUCUUUUUCUUCUUUUUCCUCUUCUUCUUCUUCUUAUUACUAUUAA